UCGAUACCGACACACGACUCUUGCCAAGGAGGAUGAGAUGCUAGAGGUAAAACAGAGGGAGAAGGUGGAGGGCAGGACAGAGGAAGAGGAAACAGCCAGAGCAGACGACAGUCGCCAUGACGAGUCAGCAGACGACAGUCGCCAUGACGAGUCAGCAGACGACAUGUACGAGGAAAUCUACGUGUCCAAAAUCUGGAGGAAUGUCAAUGACUCCAAGGCCCAACUUCCAUCCGUGAUGAAAUCUGACAACCUGGCAGAUCUUCCAGAUAUCUCUGAGAGUGCCAUUCUUAAAGAAAUCCAGAAAAGGUUUACUGCUGGACAGAUCUAUACCCACAUAGGUGAUAUUCUGAUUGCAGUUAAUCCAUUUCAAGAUCUUCAAAUUUAUUCCAAAGAGGUGUCACAAAAGUACCACUGUAAGAGUUCUGUUCCCUUGCCCCCACAUGUGUAUGGUGUAGCAGAGAAAGCCUACAGAUGUCUGCUGUCAACCAGUACCUCACAGUGUUGUGUCAUUUCUGGAGAAAGUGGUGCUGGUAAAACAGAGACCUGUAAAUUCCUGGUACAGCACCUGGUGUGUAUCGCAGGAAGUGAGGAGAGCAGCCUCAGAAACAAGAUAUCACAGGUAAAUCCUUUGUUAGAAGCAUUUGGAAAUGCCAAAACUGUGGUCAACUCUAACUCCAGCCGAUUUGCCAAGUUCAUGCAGCUGAGUUUCAAUGGAAAAGGAAAAAUUGUGGGAGCUAACCUGACAGAAUUCCUGCUGGAGAAGUCCCGAGUGGUGUUCCAGGGGGAGGGAGAGCUAAACUACCACAUCUUCUACUGGCUGUUCUCAGGAAUGUCACCAGAGGAAGCCAACCUGUAUCAGCUCAGGGACAUCUCUAAACACAGAUACCUGGCACAGAAGGGCUUGGACAUGAAAAGUCUGAUAAACACAACCAAUAAAGAAAAGUUCUGGGAACUCAAACAGUGUCUGCAGUUUGUAGGAUUUACAACUGAUGAUAUCCAGAAUAUUCUCCAGCUCCUAGCAGCUCUUCUCCAUCUUGGUGAUGUCACAUUUGGUAGUCAUGGAAACCAUGAUGCUGCUGUAGUGUCCAAUCAAGACAAGCUAAAUCUAG
Messenger RNA from Saccostrea cuccullata (small rock oyster), 1109 nucleotides. Its product is annotated as myosin-IIIb-like. The record is from RefSeq and is a predicted model, not a curated record. The annotation marks the transcript as partial. Gene Ontology annotation, molecular function: protein serine/threonine kinase activity; microfilament motor activity; ATP binding. Gene Ontology annotation, biological process: regulation of actin filament length; peptidyl-serine phosphorylation. Lineage: Eukaryota; Metazoa; Mollusca; Bivalvia; Ostreida; Ostreidae. The transcript is spliced from 8 exons. Gene Ontology annotation, cellular component: myosin complex.